AUGUUAACACCACACCACCACACCAUAUCAUACCACAACACACCACACCACACUACACCACACGGCACCACCACACAUCACACAACCACCAAAUACCACACACCACACCACACCACACAUUACAACACCACAUCACCAAAACCACCACCACCACCACCACACAACAUACCAUACCACACCACACCACACCUCAGCACACCACACCACCACACCACGCAUAUCAUACCAUACCACAUAGCACAACACCACACCACACCACACCACCACACCACGAUAUCCUUGUCGCCCACCGCAGCAGUGUUCAACAAUGAUGGAGUCAUCCACGUACUUCCACUUGUGACCUGUGUUCCUAAGAGUGUCAUGAAUCAGUAUGAGGAAACAGAGAGGGCCCACUUUGAUAGCCUGGGGAACACCACGUGUCAGGACAAGCAGGGUGAUAAGGCAGAGCGAUAG
Messenger RNA from Scylla paramamosain (green mud crab), 453 nucleotides. RefSeq names its product histidine-rich glycoprotein-like. Lineage: Eukaryota; Metazoa; Arthropoda; Malacostraca; Decapoda; Portunidae. The record is from RefSeq and is a predicted model, not a curated record. The transcript has 3 exons. The coding region runs from base 1 to 453 and encodes 150 amino acids.